AUGCAGUCGCUAAAGGUCUGUGGUAGCUUUUACUUCAUCAUAUUUUUAACUCCGGACGCGUCUAAACCAACUUGUCUAAAUUAUCCGCUUUCAUCAUCUGAAGAAGACAUUGCUUUAAAGAAUAUCAAACAGACAUUCGGUCGAACACCAGCCUAUACAGGAUUAUACGAGCCAGAAGAUGAUGGACUGACUCGAUCACCUGUGCUGGGUACUACUGUGCCCAAGAAUAACCUACCUAGAAUAAACAGAAGAAUAUUGACAAAGAAACAAAAACAAUCAAAUAUUUCAGGAUUUGACUGUGAUAAUGCCCUGAAUUCUAUCACAAGUUUCUUAAAAAGAUAA
Messenger RNA from Gilbertella persicaria, 342 nucleotides. RefSeq lists its product as uncharacterized. The coding region runs from base 1 to 342 and encodes 113 amino acids. The record is from RefSeq and is a predicted model, not a curated record. The transcript has a single exon. NCBI's taxonomy places the organism in Eukaryota, Fungi, Mucoromycota, Mucoromycetes, Mucorales, Choanephoraceae.